Molecule: messenger RNA, 2273 nt
Organism: Blepharisma stoltei
Lineage: Eukaryota; Ciliophora; Heterotrichea; Heterotrichida; Blepharismidae
Source: the annotation of a GenBank genome assembly
AUGGAUCAGCCGAACUAUGUAACCCUUGAAGAAGAGCUAGAAAAGCCCAAGGCAUGCCCGAUUUGCUAUUUAGAAAAGCCUUUAUCUGCAAUAAUCCCAUCAUGCGAUCAUAUAUUUUGCAGAGAAUGCUUAACGUUAUAUUUAACACAGCAAAUCUCUGAAUCAAAAGUACAGGUCAUCAAAUGCCCGAGCUGUUCUGUUAUGAUUCAGCGCCAAUUCCUUACAGAAUUUCUUGACCCAGCUUGACUUCUAAAGUAUGAUCGCUUUUUACUUACUCCCCCCCCUCCGUGAGUGAACAAAAAAAUUUUGUUCACUCACGGAGGGGGUUAAUUUUUUUUUUUAAAAAAAUUUAUAUAUAUAAAUUUUAUAAAAAAUAUUUUUUUUGGAAAUUAAAAAAAAUCUAAUUCGCAAAAAUUGGAAAGCAAAUAUUAAUUUAAUUUAUAAAAUUUAUGUUUUAAAAAGCAAUUCGUUUGAAAUUAAACAGAAUUAGCUCUAGAUUUCAUUAUAAUAAUUAUCAUUUAUAUAUCAAAAUUUUUUUCCAUAAAAAUUUUUUCUAUUAAAAAAAAUUUUUGUUCACUCACGGAUGGUGGGUUUUUGGGCAAAAAAUAGCGAUUUUUCUAAUGGUUUUGUUCACUCACGGAGGGGGGGGGAGUUAGAGAAACCCUGGCAUCGAACCCCUAUGUGCGUUUUUGUCCUCAAACUAACUGUGAUGGCUAUGAUCUAGGUGGAUCUAGCAAAAAGAAGCUUAAAUGCAACCAAUGCAGCUUUGAGUAUUGCUUUUUCUGUGAAGAAAAGUGGCAUGGCUGGAGAAAAUGCAAAAAAACAGUUGAUAUUGAAUUUGAAAAAUGGGCAAAGAGCUGGCCAGACAUGAAACCGGCCCCUUCAGUACAGUUUUGAUAAUAAGAAAUAUAAGAAAUAUUGUAGUAUUUUCGCUUCUAAAAUAUUUUAGCAUAAUUUUAUAUGAUGUUUGCGCAUAUUCAAAAUCCAUUAUUUUAUAUCCCUACUCUACUAUAUUUAUAUGGUAAAAAUUUUUAGACUAAUAAUAAAAGAGUAAAUAGAGAAAUAUGCUAGAUAUCGGUAAUUAUCGCAUUUAAUCAUGAAUCUAGCUGAAUUCUGCUUUAAAAUAAUAGACAAAAAAAAAUCGGUUCAAACAUAAAUGUGUAUCAUAGGCACAUACAAUAUUUAGCAAUGAUUCGCUAAAUUAAUGCGUUUUAACAAAUUUAAUAUGCUAUUUAAAUAUAAAAUAUGAUAUAUCUCAUUUAAAUUUUAUACAAAUUAUGGCUAAAUUUGCUAGCCAUAUACAAAUUUGGUUUAUAGUAGGGAUAUGAAAUAAAGUAUUAAAUAUAUGUGUAAACAUGCUAUAAAUCGCGUUUUAAUAGUUUAGAGGCGAAAAUAAUGCAAUGUAUCUUAUAUCUCUUAUUAUCAAGACUAGGUAGUUUGGUAUUGGAAGUGAGAUUAAUGCUUGACCAAAGAGUAACAAUGUAAAAUUCUGUCCUCAGUGCAAGAGAAGGGUUGAAAAACGAGGAGGCUGCCCGAAUAUGUCAUGCAUUUGCGGAGCUACCUGGUGCUGGAGGUGUGGGAAACCUAAUGGACCUCAUCAUGAAGUAGAAUGCUUAAUAGGGGAAAAUAUAUGGAAUAUUCACUGACUCCCUUCUCAACAAUGGACAAAACUACAAAUUUAAAUAGAUCGAAAGUGUUCCGAUAGACACCAAAAAUAAACAUUUAACCGUUUACUCCAAAUAAUAAAGCUAAUUUCAAUCUACUCGUAUAAAGCUAAUAUUUUAAUUUUGCGAUAAAGCCUCUAAUAAUAAGCAAAAUUUUGCCUUUAUCGAAGGGAGUGAGUGAUUCUUUUUGCUUUGAUAUUUAGUCCAAUCUUACUCCCUUUUGCUCCGUUUAUAGCUAUUGUGAUAACUUUCGACUACUUGCAAGAACUUGAUUCUGAAGCUUGGCUAUUUACUCAUAGAAAGUAUUUUUAUCCUCUGCUGUUUAUUUUAUCUCCAAUUAUUAUGAUAAUCGGGAUAUUUUUUGGAACAGGAAGUAUCUUGUUUUCAGCCUUCAGAAUAUGGAGAUACCCACCCAUUUUAUCUGCAACCCUCGUAAUGUUCGUUCUCCCUUUGGUAGUCCUCAUUGAUACUUUGCUAAUUCCAGUUAUUGGAAUCUUACUAAUUAUAGCUGUUAUUUCAGGAGUGAUCUUAUUUUUCAUUAAAAUAUACGCAUAUUUGGCUGGGAAAAUAGUUUCGGAUGAGACAUACUACCCAAAAGUGUUUAUUUAA